UCUUCAAACAGAAAGAGAAAUUAACCAAAUUAAAAAAAAAAAAAAACGUAAAAAAGGCGAUCGAUAUUGAAAGAAAAAAUACAGAAAAUGCCACUCCUCCCCUGGAUCUACAAGAUCUAAUCUGCUUCUUUUUCUUAAAAAAAAAAAAAAAAAAACUUUACUCUCUCAGAUCUAUAUCUUGAAUUAGAUCCCUAACUGAGAAAAAAAAAUCAAUAGCAAUUGAAGAAGACGAAAGAUGUAUAUGGCAUAUGGGUAUCCGCAGGUGAUUCCAUUAGAGCAAGGGCUGUGUCCUUCGUCGCAAAAGAUCAUUUACCUCAAACUUAUUAACCGACUCUUGCUCGUCGUUUCUCCUUCGCAUAUCGAGCUCUGGAGCUCCUCUCAGCAUAGAGUGAGGUUAGGGAAGUAUAAGAGAGAUGCGGAUUCGGUGCAGCGAGAAGGCGAGAAUUUGCGGGCUGUUUGGAGCCCUGACUCCAAAUUGAUCGCCGUUAUUACAUCUUCUUUUUUUCUUCACAUUUUCAAGGUUCAGUUCACAGAGCGGAAAGUACAAAUAAGAGGGAAGCAACCCUCUGGUUUAUUUUUGGCAACGAUAACUUGUGUUCUGAAUGAACAAAUCCCUUUUGCGGGAAAGGAUUUUGCCAUAAGCAAUACUGUGAGUGAUAACAAACAUAUGCUACUGGGGCUUUCUGAUGGAUCUUUGUAUAGUAUAUCCUGGAAAGGGGAGUUUUAUGGAGCUUUUCAUCUUGAUUCCUUUGAACGUAAUAGCAGUCUAGCCAAUGGUAUUGCUUCUGGAGAGGCUCAGGGAGCUCUUGUCUUGAAUUAUAAAGUCUCCAAGAAGUCUGCUAUAGCCCAAUUAGAGUUUUGUGUUCCAAUGAGGCUGCUAUUAGUCUUAUAUUCUGAUGGACAACUGGUGUCGUGCUCUGUGAGCAAGAAAGGUUUAAAGCCAGUUGAAUCCAUUAAAGCUGAAAAAAGUGUGGGAUCUGGUGAUUCUGUAUGUACUUCCAUUGCUGGAGAUCAACAGAUCCUUGCUGUUGGUACCAGAAGAGGAGUUGUUGAGUUAUAUGACUUGGCUGAAUCAAUGUCGCUCAUUCGUACUGUCUCCUUAUAUGACUGGGGAUAUUCAAUGGAUGACACUGGUUCUGUCAGUUGUAUUGCAUGGACACCGGAUAAUUCUGCUUUUGCAGUUGGGUGGAAGUUAAGAGGACUUACGGUUUGGUCUGUUUCUGGAUGUCGUCUAAUGUCAACCAUCCGUCAAAUUGGUUUGAGUUCUGUUUCUUCUCCAGUAGUUAAGCCAAACCACGAUUGUAAAUAUGAACCAUUGAUGGGUGGUACGUCACUAAUGCAGUGGGAUGAAUAUGGAUAUAGGCUUUAUGCUAUUGAGGAAGGAACGUUGGAGAGAAUUCUUGCAUUUUCUUUUGGAAAAUGUUGCCUGAGCAGAGGAGUUUCAGGAAUGACUUAUGUCCGUCAAGUGAUUUAUGGUGAAGAUAGGUUGCUUGUUGUGCAGUCUGAAGAUACCAAUGAGCUUAAGAUGCUACAUUUGAACCUUCCAGUUUCUUAUAUCUCCCAAAAUUGGCCUGUUCAACAUGUGGCAGCGAGCAAGGAUGGAAUGUAUCUGGCAGUUGCUGGUGUCCAUGGGUUGAUUUUAUAUGAUAUAAGGCUGAAGAAGUGGCGAGUCUUUGGAGAUAUUUCUCAGGAGCAAAAGAUUCAGUGCAAAGGUUUGUUAUGGCUGGGGAAGAUCGUUGUUGUCUGCAACUACAUUGAUUCUUCUAACACGUAUGAGUUGCUUUUCUAUCCUCGAUAUCAUCUUGAUCAGAGCUCGCUACUUUGCCGUAGACCAUUGCUUGCAAAGCCAAUGGUGAUGGAUGUGUAUGAAGAUUAUAUACUAGUCACUUAUUGCCCUUUUGAUGUACACGUAUUCCAUGUGAAAUUGUUGGGUGAAUUGACACCUUCAAGUACUCCAGACCUACAGCUUUCUACAGUACGAGAACUCUCUAUCAUGACAGCAAAGAGCCAUCCUGCAGCGAUGCGUUUUAUUCCUGAUCAAAUUCCGAGAGAGGGUGCUCUUGACAAUCAUAUUUCAUAUUCCUCAAACUUGUCAGUCAGAGAGCCUGCAAGAUGUCUGAUACUGAGAGCAAAUGGGGAGCUUUCACUACUUGAUUUGGAUGAUGGACGGGAAAGGGAACUCACUGAUUCUGUUGAAUUAUUUUGGGUUACAUGUGGUCAAUCAGAGGAGAAGACAAAUCUAAUUGAGGACGUUUCUUGGUUGGAUUAUGGCCACCGAGGAAUGCAGGUUUGGUAUCCAUCUCCUGGUGUUGACUCAUUUAAGCAGGAGGACUUUUUGCAGUUGGACCCAGAGCUGGAAUUUGACCGUGAGGUGUACCCUCUGGGGCUUCUUCCAAAUACUGGGGUUGUUGUUGGUGUUUCGCAAAGAAUGUCAUUUUCAGCAUGCACAGAGUUUCCAUGUUUUGAGCCAACUCCCCAAGCUCAAACUAUAUUGCAUUGCCUACUUCGACACCUCCUUCAGAGGAACAAAAGCGAGGAGGCUUUACAUUUGGCACAAAUAUCAGCAGAGAAGCCUCAUUUUUCACAUUGUUUAGAGUGGCUUCUUUUCACUGUAUUUGAUGCUGAGAUUUCAAGGCAAAAUGUGAAUAAAAACCAGAUCUCAGUCCCAAAAGAGGAUAUCUCUCUUUUGGAGAAGACCUGUGAUCUGAUCAGAAAUUUCCCUGAGUAUCUUGAUGUCGUUGUGAGUGUUGCAAGAAAAACUGAUGGUAGACAUUGGGCUGAUUUGUUCAUUGCUGCAGGAAGAUCAACUGAGUUGUUUGAAGAUUGCUUCCAACGGAGAUGGUACCGCACUGCAGCUUGCUACAUUCUUGUAAUUGCUAAACUUGAAGGUCCUGCUGUUAGUCAGUAUUGUGCUCUUCGCUUAUUGCAGGCAACACUCGACGAAUCAUUAUAUGAACUUGCUGGAGAGCUGGUGAGGUUCUUGUUGAGAUCAGGGAGAGACUAUGAGCAAGCAUCUACUGAUUCUGACAGAUUAUCUCCUAGAUUCUUGGGCUAUUUUCUUUUUCGUUCCAGUUACAGGAGGCCGUCACUUGAUAAAAGCACCUCAUUCAAAGAGCAAAGUGCUCAUAUUGCUCCUGUCAAGAACAUAUUGGAAAAUCAUGCUGGCUAUUUGAUGUCAGGAAAGGAGCUUUCCAAGCUUGUUGCAUUUGUAAAAGGCACUCAGUUUGAUUUAGUGGAAUAUCUUCAACGAGAAAGAUAUGGUUCUGCUCGAUUGGAGAAUUUUGCUUCAGGGCUUGAACUGAUUGGGCAAAAGCUGCAAAUGGGUACAUUGCAGAGCAGGUUGGAUGCUGAAUUCCUCUUGGCUCAUAUGUGCUCUGUCAAGUUUAAGGAGUGGAUAGUUGUCCUUGCCACUCUUUUAAGACGAUCUGAGGUUCUUUUUGAUCUUUUCCAGCAUGAUAUGCGGUUGUGGAAAGCAUAUAAUAUGACAUUGCAGUCUCACCCAUCAUUUGCUGAAUAUCAUGAUUUAAUUGAUAUCUUGGAAGAGAAACUUUCAUCCAUUGCAAAUUCAGAAGACAAAUAAGGUAGAUAUCAAGUUUAACCGAAACAAAAAAAUUUCUAUUGGGAAAUGCCUAUUUCCAACCGAGUAACAAAUUUCUUUUAAAGCAUGUAUCAUUUAUUUUUUCAAUCAAGCAUAAGGAAAGACCAACGGAAAUCCAAGUCUUGAGAAUGAUUAGGCCUUUGAAUAUUACAGUAAACCUUGUAUCCCAUUAGAAUCACAAAAUUGUUCUUUGUAGAUGUAGAGGCUAAGCUUCUUAGGUUUUCAUGCCCAGUUGCAUGUUGCAGAGGUAUAUUU
Molecule: messenger RNA, 3853 nt
Organism: Durio zibethinus
Lineage: Eukaryota; Viridiplantae; Streptophyta; Magnoliopsida; Malvales; Malvaceae
Biological process (GO): retrograde transport, endosome to Golgi; intracellular protein transport
Cellular component (GO): Ric1-Rgp1 guanyl-nucleotide exchange factor complex; Golgi membrane; cytosol
Molecular function (GO): protein binding
Source: RefSeq, a predicted model, not a curated record